AUGAAGACUGCUACCUUUUCUGCAAUUGUGAGCCUUGCGGUUGCUCUCACGGCAGCCGCACCUCUUGAGAAGUCAGCGAGAACUGAAGUAAACACGGUCAGCCCAGACAUCGUCAACACGGGCGACCCUUGGAUCAAGCGUGGAGAGUCUGUCAGUCCUGACAUUGUCAACACUGGUGAUCCAUGGAUCAAGAGAGAAGAGUCUGUCAGCCCGGAUAUCGUGAACACUGGCGACCCCUGGAUCAAAAGAGAAGAGUCUGUUAGCCCGGACAUUGUAAACACUGGGGACCCCUGGAUCAAGCGUACUGAGGCUGUCAGCCCGGAUAUCGUGAACACCGGCAACCCAUGGAUCAAGAAAUAG
This is a messenger RNA of Zasmidium cellare ATCC 36951, 360 nucleotides long. RefSeq lists its product as uncharacterized. The record is from RefSeq and is a predicted model, not a curated record. Lineage: Eukaryota; Fungi; Ascomycota; Dothideomycetes; Mycosphaerellales; Mycosphaerellaceae. The transcript is spliced from 2 exons. Bases 1 to 360 code for a protein of 119 amino acids.